Molecule: messenger RNA, 3894 nt
Organism: Hermetia illucens (black soldier fly)
Lineage: Eukaryota; Metazoa; Arthropoda; Insecta; Diptera; Stratiomyidae
Gene: Elp1
Product: putative elongator complex protein 1
Exons: 6
Coding region: 63-3833 (1256 amino acids)
Biological process (GO): tRNA wobble base 5-methoxycarbonylmethyl-2-thiouridinylation
Cellular component (GO): elongator holoenzyme complex; cytosol
Molecular function (GO): tRNA binding; protein binding
Source: RefSeq, a predicted model, not a curated record
CGUGUGAUGUGCGACUUGUGCUGAUUCAAUAAGAUUCCGAUUACAGUAAAAGUGAAUUAAAAAUGAAAAAUCUAAAACUAGUGCAGAAAGUGAACUACCAACUGAAGAACGUUGUCGGUAUCAAGAGAGUUUUCAGGGACGCCAAUUCCUCCGACUCGGACCUCCUCCUCCAAACCGAAACGGAAAUCCACUCUUACAACUGUGACAAUGACUCCUCGAAAACUAUUCUCUCGAAUCCUGCAAAGAUCAUCGAUUGGGAGUAUUUGGCACUGAACAAUGAAAUCUGCAUAGCCCGCGAGGAUGGGGAAGUUUUGGUCCUGAACUUGUCAACAGACAGGGAGGAGUCAGUAACGUUUUGCGAGGGCGGCAUCGAGCGAAUGUGCUGGAGUCCCGACCAGGAAGUGGUGGUUUUCGUUACAUCCGCGAAACAAGUUGUCGUCAUGAACUGCACCUACGAUCCCAUAGCAGAGUCGUCCCUGCAUGACGACACUUUCGGCGACCAGGAGUUCAUCACCGUAGGCUGGGGCAAGAAGGAGACCCAAUUCCACGGCUCUGAAGGCAAGGCGGCGGCCAAGAAGAAAUCCGACUUCGUGACGCCAGAGGAUUUGUCCGCAUUCGCCCAAACUGUGAAUAUUACUUGGCGCGGCGAUGGGGAGUACUUUGCCGUUUCCUUCCUCGCUGACUACGGAAGGACGUUCAAAGUUUACAAUAAGGAAGGCCAGCUCCAGUUUACAGCCGAGAAGCUGAAUAAUUUGGGUGAGACAAUCGCAUGGAGACCGUCUGGCAAUUGGAUCGCGGUCCCGCAUUUAUUCCCCAAUAAGUACACGAUUGGAUUGUUUGAGAAAAACGGCCUGCGCCAUCGCGAGAUCGUCUUGCCCUUCAAGUUCGAAGACGAGCCCGUGGUGAAUCUUUGCUGGAGCGGUGAUUCCGACAUCCUCGCUGUGGCGACCGUGAAGGAAGGGAAGACGAAUUUGUACUUGUAUACGAUCGGAAACUAUCACUGGUAUUUGAAGCAGGCUCUGAACUUCAAGGAGAAGGUUUCCAUGGUGCAGUGGGACACGGGGUUCAACGAUACCAAGACGAUGCAUGUUGUUACGGAGAGCGGAACUUACGUGAAGUACAGGUGGACCUUCGAAGUAUGCAACUCUAUUGGCAACAAGAUGUCAAACUUAUGCAUUGUAGGAGUCAUUGAUGGCAAACAAGUCCUCCUGACCGAUUUUCGAAACAACGUUAUUCCACCACCAAUGUCAAAAUGUUCCUUGGAAACAGCCACCUACAUAAACUCUGUGGGUUUCAUCAACGACCCCGAAAAUCCACAGAAGCUAUUCAUCGUCACAUCUGAAGGAAAAUUCUUGACAUAUUCAGUAGAAACACAGCAAAGCAACGUACGGUCAGGACUCCGAAUGAUGGGCGUAAAUCUUGUGAAAGAAUAUCAAAUUUUAGAUGAAACAAUGUCACAACUUCCCCUGAAUUACAGCCACUGGAUUUGGCUCAAUGAAGGGCAAGUUGUGUUCUGCGAGAACAGACCAAAUGGAGCCACGAUUUUUCUUUACGACUUGAUUACUGGAGAAAAGACUAGCAAAGAUGUUAAUGAUAAAAUUGUAGCGGCCAGUCCGACAUCUGCAAGCUCGUUUCUUGUAAACUUCACGGACGGUCGCUUGGUGACAAUCAACGUAAAAGACCAGGAGCUGAUGGAGCCUGAAUGGUUCACCAACAUACCCGAACCCUGCGAACAUUUGCAGGCAGUUGCUGUAAACUCUUCCAUUAAGUGUUUCGCGCUCAAGGAUAAUCAGAAUCUCUAUUUGAAUAAUGCAAAACUCGCAACGGGCGUGACCUCAUUUUUCAUUGGUGAACACUAUUUCGCCUACACGCAACUUACUUCCUUGAAAUUCAUGAAAUUUGACAAGUUCAACGAUCCAUCUGUCGUUAGCGAGCGACGAAUAGAACGAGGUGGAAAGUUAGUUACGAUUGUUCCUAAAGAUUCAGUCACGGUCCUUCAAAUGCCCCGAGGAAAUCUGGAAGCCAUUCAACCUCGUGUGUUAUCGCUACAAAUUAUCGGGGAGCUUCUCGAUGCGACCGACUACGAAAAGGCAAUGCUCAUGCUCAGAAAGCAGCGAAUUAGUUUGAAUAUAAUUUUCGAUCACAAUCCUAACGUUUUCAUUGCGAACAUAGAGACGUUUUUGACGCAAAUAUCUAAUCCUCAAUGGUUGAAUCUAUUCCUCACGGAACUGGAAAAUGAGGACUACACGCAGACAAAAUACGCCAGUAAUUACGAGCAGGGCAACAUGGUAUACCCCGAGGGUUUCAAGAUCGAAAACAAGGUCACAUACGUUUGUGACUACAUGUGCAAAGUUAUGAAGAGUAUGAAGGACGAUAAAUUCAUUCAACCGAUCAUAACUUGCUACGUGAAAAAGGGUGAGCUGGAAAAUGCUUUAGAUCUAAUUUGGAGUCUGAAAAAGGAUGAGGUAAGCAAUUCAGGAGAGAAACAAAACCGGUCUAAGUCCGACGAUGCUCUCCGCUACCUUCUCUACAUGGCUGACGUGAACGAACUCUAUAACGUUGCGCUGGGCAUGUACAACUUCCGUUUGGUGCUUCUCGUUGCAGACAAGUCACAAAAGGAUCCCAAAGAGUACAUCCAAUUCUUGCGAGACUUGAAUAAGUUAGAAGAGAACUACAGAAAGUUUAGAAUCGAUGACUAUCUUAAAAGGUACGAGAAGGCCUUCAAAAAUAUCGCAAACUGCGGCAAGGACCACUUCAACGAAUGCCUGGCCUAUGUCGAAAAGCACAACUUAUACACAGUCGCGCUUGAAAGAUUUGAAAAUGACGACCAAGAAUGUUAUAAGAGCAUUGCUCUAUCAUUUGCUGAUCACUUGAGAACGGCAGGAAAAAUAGAAAACGCGAGUAUCAUGUACGAGCGCGCUGGCGACCUGAAACAGGCGAUUACAAGUGCGAAACAUAUUUUGGAUGUGGAUCGGUGUUUGAUGAUAGCUAAGCAAGCUGGCUAUGAUAAAGAAGAAAUGAGGAAUGUAGCUCUCUCCCUGGUACCAGGCCUACAAGCAAAUUCCAGGCACGGGGAUGCUUUUAAUCUAUUAAAAGAGUUCGGUGAGAAGUUCGAAGAGGCACUGAAUGUGCUGCUAGAGGGUCGACUAUAUUUGCGGGCGAUAUUUGAAGCCAGAAUGAACGACAGCGAACUGAUUGAGUCACAAGUUAAACCUCAUCUGGAGUCCUACGCAUCCAUUUUACGUUCAACCAUCGAAUCAGACAAAGAAACGUUUCUGAAACACACCAACAGACUUAAAACCGUGCGCAUGGAGAAGGCAAAGAAAUUAACAGACGAAGACUAUGUCGACGAAGGUGACUUAAUUUCGGAAACGACCAGUGUGGCUUCAAGAUACACAGGAACAUCUCGUUCAACUGGGAAAACCUUCCGCUCAAGCAAAAACCGCAGGAAGCACGAACGCAAACUACUGAAUCUGAAAGAAGGCGGCAAGUUUGAAGAUAUUGCCCUUAUCGAUGCCCUCUAUAAACAGAUUCAGCACAUUUUCGAGCAACAACAGCAGAUUCAUAACAUUUGCAAAGCUUUAAUAGAAGUUAGACUUGAUGGGCAAGGACGAACAAUCCAGGCGUUGUAUCGUGAUUUAUUGACUACUGUGAAGGAUAAGAUGAGUGAAAUUUGGAUAGAGGAAAUGAUGAGCACACAACAAACUAUGUUUGGUCCGAACGUGGAUUAUGCGCAAGUUCAGAAUGAUCAACAUUAUGCCAUGAUUCCUCCACACCAGAGGUUCCAGCCACAACUGAAUAUUAUCGAAUGGGAGCAUGCAAUUUUGAAGUAGAUCAGCAAAAGUGUAAAUGCGGAACAUUAUUUUUUAGCAUUAAUAAAAGAACUUUAAUAAA